AUGGCAGAUCGGCCUCCUUCGAAGCGGCUUCGGCUUGGUUCGCUUGCAGACGGCAUCCGUUGUGGGAGAACACGUCCGUUUAGUGAUUUGUGCACUGACCAAGCACCUCAGCAGCGGCAGCAUGCUGCAUCACAGCAGACAGCCGCGCCAGCUAAUUCAACAGGGUCCGCAGAGGGCCAGCAAGCGGUUGCUGCUGUUGACACACCGCUGGAGGAGCAGCAACAGGCUGCUGAACCUUCUGCUGCGGAAUUACGGGCUAAAUGGCGCCGGCAGAAAGCUGCACAGCGUGCCGCAGCCCCUCCUGAGUUGCGGGUGUUGCAGCGCCAGCAGGAUGCUGCACGGCAUGCAGCUGCACGUGCCGACCCGGAGGUGAGGGCACAGCAACGGCUGCAUGACACUGCACAGCAUGCCGCUGCCCGUGCUGCUCCGGAGGUGAGGGUGCAGGAGCAGCUGCGGAACACUGCGCAGCAUGCCGUUGCCCGUGCUAAUCCGGAGGUGAGGAUGCAGGAGCAGCUGCGGAACACGGCACAGCAUGCGGCUGCACGGCAGGUGCAGCAGCAUGACCAGCAGGCCGCCCCUAGGGAUACAAUAUUGACUCGCAUGCACCGUCUCUUGCGGUUCGCGGACCUUCAUCGUGACGACGCCGUUGACUUGCCAGAAUUUCUUUUGGCGAUUCCAGAGGGCCGCAUGCAGGACCUUCCUGGCGGUCAGUUACCGCCUGACAGGCAGGUACCGUACACCGUGCAGCUGCAGUGUGCAUCGACCAUGGCUGCUGCCUUGCGCCGGCGCAUGCCCUCCCGUGUCUGUGCUGUGUGCUCUGAGGUGUGCUCGGAGGACCAGUCGACGGUGCUGCACUGGAUAGAGAUUCCCAACACGCAGAGCUGCAUACUUGAGGGCUUCCGGGUUUACCGAUCCCUGGCUAAGACGGUCUUCUUGCUGGAGAAGCAGCAGCGCCAGGACAGCAGCCCCUCUGGUCGUCGCCUGACAGAGUAUGCCUCUAUGUUUGGCGGUGAGCCAGCCACCGAGCAGCGCAUAGCCGAGAUGGUCGACGACCUUAACAGCCGUGCCAUCGUCGACUUGGCCGACCUGGCACACCUCGAGCCGCGCGUCGUGCUGCAGAGGAACGAACCACGCCACACACUCAAUACCCGGCUCAUCAUGCUGGAGGCACAGCGCAAGAAUCAGCGCCUUGUGGUGUGGAAUGCGGACCACGUCCCUGUCCAGAAGCGUGGUGCUGCUGCGGAACCGGCCCUGACACACGUGGAGAAAGCAGUUGCAAUGCGGAUCAAGGAUCACGAGUUUGGCCACACCACCGCCGACACGUGGUACUACCAUGGCGCCCGAUACAUCCUCCUUGAUACGACAGCUGCCGAUGCCGGAGCGAGCCACAACAACGAGGUGGAAGCCUGCGGCCUGCUUGAGGAUGGCCGCGAGCCAGCCGAUGACGGCCGUGGCCCCUACCGCCGGCUCAAGUACCUUCCGGUGGCCGUCAUUGUGCGGCCUAUAAGCGGCCACAUCCCCGGCACCGUGCUGCAGGGCCUUGGAGACUACGCCAGCAGGGGUGGUGCCUUCAUCCUGUCACCCCGGGCGUCUUGCAUUGCCGAGGUGGAGAUGCCUGCCGCCGGGUACGGCACCAUCACAAAGCAGAUCCGGCGCCUGAACGUGCCGCUCGGCGACCGCCAGGCGGUCACCGAUUACUUCGUGCAAGGCCGCAGCUUCAAAGACGAGUGCUGGCUGGUGGAUCUCGCUGUCCCACCCAACGGCAUCAAGCGCGCCACCCUGUAUGUGCUGCUGACCCGCUUCAAGACGCUGGACCACUUUUGCGCACUGUGCGCAGAUUUAUUUAUGCUACCCGAUCUACCUAAGCAGACUCAACUCCUCUUUGUGCGCAACUUCAAAAUUGUGCACAUCGAGGUUUGGGCGGUGCUGGGCCUUGUGAGGGCGCAGGAACAGCUGCGUGACGCUGCGCAGCAUGCAGCUGCACGUGCUGACCCGGAAGUAAGGGCGCUCCAGCAGCUGCAGAACACAGCACAGCAUGCAGCUGCACGUGCUGACCUAGAGGUGAGGGUGCUCCAGCAGCAGCAGAACACAGUACAGCAUGCAGCUGCACGUGCUGACCCGGAGGUGAGGGCGCUCCAGCAGCAUCGGAACACAGCACAGCAUGCGGCUGCACGCCAGCUGCAGCAGCAGAACCAGCAGGCCGCCCCUAGGGACACCCUAUUGGCUCGCAUGCACCGUCUCCUGCGCUUUGCGGACCUUCAUCGUGAUGCCGCCAUUGACUUGCCCGACUUCCUUUUGGCAAUUCCAGAGGGCCGCGUGCAGGACCUUCCUGGCGGUCAGUUACCGCCUGACAGGCAGGUACCGUACACCGUGCAGCUGCAGUGUGCAUCGGCCAUGGCUGCUGCCUUGCGCCGGCGCAUGCCCUCCCGUGUCUGUGCUGUGUGCUCUGAGGUGUGCUCGGAGGACCAGUCGACGGUGCUGUACUGGAUGGAGAUUCCCAACGUCGACAUUCUACGUGCAGACGUCAUGUGUACUGACGCUGUGCAGCGCUGGGGGCGUACUUUGGUGUGGCAGCGGAUGGCGCGUACAGCUCAGGGAGACGCACCACCGCCACCUGAUCCGGUCCUGCCGGCUCGGUAUCGUGUUAGCCGGGCUGAGCGGGCUGGUGCUGUGGAUGAGGACGGCGGCAGUGCUAGUGGAGCAGGCAGGCUGGUGGAUGAUGCAGCGGAAGGGGCAUUGGAGAUGGGUGGUGAUGCUCCGGAGACUGGUGAUUUAGAGGCAGCGGCGGCUGGGCAGGAGCCGCCCGAGCAACUUCCGCUGGACCAGCAGCCGCGUCCUCCGCGGGUGCUGCCCAGAGCCUGCCUUGACGACCCAGCUAGUGUGGAGGUGCCGUACUGCAUGCGGUUAGAGCCGGAUCUGCCCAACCGCACUAUGCUGGUCGGCGACGGUGUUGCAGAACGCAUAUUCAUAUGCAACGCCUGCCACAAGGCCUUGAGUGCCCGCCGAGUUCCCGAAGCUGCACUGGCGCGUCUGGACCCUGGCGAUGUGCCGCGCGUCAACCAUCUGGGUGACCCUCUGCCGUCGCCCACUUUCCUGGAGGGGCAGCUUCUGGGCCGCGGCCGCAUCAUCCAGCAGUUGCUCAUCAUGUACCUGGCAGACCGACCGCCGGACGUCUUCCCGCAUGCUGUAAAGACUCACGGCAUUGGGGUCGUAAAUCCUGACCCGAAUAUGCUGCGAGCACAGCUGCCGGCACGGGCGUCCGACCUGGCUGGCGCUAUCACGGUUGUGUGUGUCGACCAGGUUCGCAACCGGGCGGAGCUGCUGGAACGUGUGCGAAAGGCGCCAGGUCUACAGGUGCGAGGACAGGUCAUCGUCGCCUGGGUCCGGUUCUUGCAGCACAACGACGAGGAGGAGCUGGCUGUUGAUGAGGAUGCUCUGCAGGAGUACGAACGCAUGGGCUGUGCUGCANGUGUGCCGGACGAAAUCCUGCACGCCGCCCUUGCGCCGACUGAUCUGGAGGUGGCGAACGUUCUCCGCACCACUUUCCUGCACGAUCGCACGGGUGCGGCAGGUGUGCGGCAGUUCCAGGACGUGGUGGAAGCGGCUGUUCGUGAUGGCAAUCUUGCCGAUGCAACUGCGGUACCUGACGUGGAUCCUGUAGGACCGGUGCAGCCACCGCUGGCGGAUCCGACCCCGAAUGCAGGACCGGUGCAGCCAACACUGGCGGAUCCGACCCCGAAUGCAGGGCAAGACCCUGGACUGGGGCCAUUCACCGCCAUCCUGCGUGGACCUGUCGACCAGCCAGUUGAAGGUGCACCAGUCGAUCCGGCAGCUGCCACUCUGGACGAGCUGGAGCUGAUCCUGCCACAGCCGUCGAAUGUGGGCGAUGAUGGCAGCGAAAUCGACCGCUUCCCGGGCCGAGUGGAGGACCUUCUGACUGGCCGCGCACGGCUUGCGUUUGCGGCUGGUGGCCGUGACAGCCACGUGCUGGAUGACCGUCAUCCCGCCAUCCUCACCCUCUGCUUCCCCCAGUCCUUCCCGUACGGCUUUUCUGGUCAGCGCCCCCGCGGCAUGUCUUUUCCGGCGUAUUGUCGCCACCUGCUGCACCGCGUGCCACGGACGCAAUUCGGCGGCAAUCUCAUGCUGCUGGCACGCAUGUACGACAUCUGCAUGCGCCACGAAAGCAUGGCGCAAGUGGGCAUUACCAUGAACAUGCGGCCGCAUCUUGGCGAACCAGCAGCGCGUGUGCCGCGUGAUGUCAUCCGUGCUAUGGGCACCAUACUGGCGCUGCCGUAUCGGCACUCACAGCGGCGGCAGCUGCUUGCACAGCAGUCGCCGCUGGUUAAGGCGCUGGUGGAGGGGGCCCGCCUCAGUACUCUGCGCCUCGACCUCACAGACGCGUAUUACAACGGUGCCCGAUCCAAGAUGCGUGCAGCCGCCCUCACCAUUGGCUGGCCCCCGCUGUUCUUCACCGUAAAUCCGGCAGAUAUGCAUGCAGCCUUCGAGCGCCUUCAGGCGCUGUUCAGUGGACCCAACUGCCGAGCGCUGGCCCUGGCAUACGCCCUGUGCGCCAUGUGGUAUCCCUCGCCGUACUAUGACCCUUUCACCCGCGGUGCAGAACACUACGUCAUGGACAUGACCGUCGAAGAGGUCCAGCAGCAUGGCCGUGCACCUCCGCCCGUGGACAAGUCCUGCCCGCCUGCAGCGUACGAUUUUGGCAGGCUCGCCGGCUGUGCAGGUGGCGGACUCCUGCCGCCUCCCCGGCACGCUGCUUGUCGCGCGCACCAUGCGGCCGUCGUUCGCAGCACGCUUACUCAUACGCAUAACGACACCUGCAAGCGACACGGCUGCCGUGGCACAGAUGAUAGCUGUGGCAUGGCGUUCCCUCGUGUCCUGCGCAGCGCCUUCCAGUGGAUUGGCACCAGCGGCCUCUUCCUUCUGCCGCGAUUGGGCCCGAACAUUGUACCGCACAUGCCAGCUGCAGCGCUGGCAUUUGGGUGCAACCAGCUGUUUACUCUGGCGUGCGAGGUGGAUCGCGUCUACACUGCAGAGGCAGCAGCGCAACUGGCCCGCCCUGAAGAUGAACGGGGGGACUGUGCGCUGCUGCAGCCUGCUGCUGACCGCGCCCGCGACGCUGCCUACUACAGCACGAAGUACACUGGCAAGAGCAUAAACGACAGCCAGGCGCAGCUGACAUGCAACGCUCUACCCCGAGUGCAGGAUUUCCUGCUAGCUGGAAGGAUGCCGAAUCCGGGUGCCACUGGGCNCACUGCGUUUGGCAACAUGUGUGCCACCGUGCAUCGCAUGACCGCUUCCAUUACGGCUGGUAUGGCGCUUGUCGCCAUGAAGCUGGACGGUCAUUCCACCUUCGAAGCGACGUUCGAGUGUGCAUACCUGCAGGUAGACGCAUUCACGGCGCUAUCUGCGGGCGCGGAGCAAUCUCCUGAGGCGGCGACCACAGCGGCGGUACUGGUGGAGGCUGAGGAGCAGGAGGCCUACACGGUGACCAACGCCGUGCAGAGCUACGUGCUGCGGGGGGAAGAACUCAGCGGCCUGGACUGCAGCGUGUACAACCUAUCCUCCAACUAUGAGGUCCGACCCCCGGCCCCUCCUCCUGAGCCACCUGCUCCUACAGCUGCAGCGACACUCGACCAGCCAACGUCUCAGACAGCCACGGAGCUGCCCCGCCUGGUGGCCUUCCACGGCACGCAUCUGCUCUACAGAACACAUGUCCACGUCCGCCUGCCGCGGCCGCGCUACGUACAGCUUGGAGGCUCUCUUCCCCGCCGGCCCCGCCCUGGCACCUCUGCUGCGGGCAUGGCGCAGUACUACGCGUUUGUCCUGGGUACUUUCAAGGCUCACCGGGGUCAGCCCAUCCCCCCCGGGCUGACUGUAAAGGAAGCCUACGACACCUGGUGGGCAGAGCUGGGCACUACCGAGGCAGGUCGCUCGUACCAGGCGUAUGUAUCGGUGCUGCUGGACAACAUCGAAGAGGACCACGCUGGGAAAGCCCGCCGUCAGGCGGAGUACAACCAGCGGCGCCGCCAGCAGCGUGCGGCAUCGGCAGCAGCCGCGCUGCCUGAAGGUGACAGCACGAGCGCUUCGGAUGGAGAUGCCGAUGACGGCAUCCGCGGGCAUCUCAGACCUGAUCCUGAAACACAGCCGCCCGCCGAGGACCAGCUGGAGCACUUCGUGUACAUCCCAGGUCAGGAGUAUCCGACGGCUGGCACCGACCUCGCCGCCGUCGCUCUUACUGACCUGUUUGACUGCACCAACGCUGCUGGCGCGUAUGCCUAUGAUGCAGCACGGCGCUGCCGAGCCCCGGCCCUAGCGGACGGCCAUGGUGCACGCAGCGAUCGUUUCAGCCGUCGGAUCACGCCAGCGGACCUGCCCCUCCUGACUGAAGCAACCAAGCGUCUGAAGCGGUAUCUCGUUGCAGCAGCAGCCGGCACUGUUGAGGCAGAUGGGGGCGCCCACACGGGACUGACGGCCACACCUGAGAUGGACACCCCUCGUGUCGAGCUGCACCGCCCCACCAGCGGACCCCUGGUCGCCAUCGUGUGCAUGCCUGGCACUCCUGAGCGGACUGAACAGGCUCGCAUGCCCAUCUAUGUGCACCUCCCCCAGCCGCCCAGCAUCGACGACACCAUCGAGCUGUUCACACUUGCCCCCCACCAGGCCGUGCCCUUCAUGCUCAUGGCUCGGUACUUCGAUCAUCGUGAUGAGCCCAACCCUGGCGACCCGCCGCAGAUGCUUGUGGAGGGCAAGCCCGGUACCGGAAAGAGCCAGUUCGUACAAGCACUCCUGUGGUACACCUUCCAGCAUGGCUGUCCGCACUGGGCGGCCACCUGCGCCUACUCAUGGGCUGCUGCAACUGCCUUCAGCACGCCGGUGCAUCGCAGCCUCUCUACCCACGCCAUGUUUGCCCUAUCUGCUGGCAGCAACCGAGCGGACAGCGUCAGGAAAGGCAGCGCAGCCAGCCUACAGGUGCAUCGGAAUGUCGGCGAUGGUGCACUCAUCAUUGACGAGAUCGGCAUGAACAGCCUGGACCACCUGGGUGUGUGCAACCAGUCCUGCACUCGUCACCUGUUGCCGCCACCGCAUCUCGCCAGCGACCACCCCGCCGCCACCAUCUUCAGCGGCCGUCCUAGCGCCAACACGGGCGACGAGUUCCAGCACCCGAAGCCAGGUGGCCCGCCCCUCUACAAGUACGCCGCUGCUGUGGAAUUGCACCCUCAGUUCUCGCCCUCUGUCCCACCGCGCAACCUCUGCACGGAGAGGAGGACAACGAUGACGACCCUAAUGAGGCCGCCGCUGGAUCUCAAGGCGACGCAGAGCUGCAUACUGNAGGGCUUCCAGGUUUACCGAUCCCUGGCUAAGACGGUCUUCUUGCUGGAGAAGCAGCAGCGCCAGGACAGCAGCCCCUCUGGUCGUCGCCUGACAGAGUAUGCCUCUAUGUUUGGCGGUGAGCCAGCCACCGAGCAGCGCAUAGCCGAGAUGGUCGACGACCUUAACAGCCGCGCCAUCGUCGACUUGGCCGACCUGGCACACCUCGAGCCGCGCGUCGUGCUGCAGAGGAACGAACCACGCCACACACUCAAUACCCGGCUCAUCAUGCUGGAGGCACAGCGCAAGAAUCAGCGCCUUGUGGUGUGGAAUGCGGACCACGUCCCUGUCCAGAAGCGCGGUGCUGCUGCGGAACCGGCCCUGACACACGUGGAGAAAGCAGUUGCAAUGCGGAUCAAGGAUCACGAGUUUGGCCACACCACCGCCGACACGUGGUACUACCAUGGCGCCCGAUACAUCCUCCUUGAUAUGACAGCUGCCGAUGCCGGAGCGAGCCACAACAACGAGGUGGAAGCCUGCGGCCUGCUUGAGGAUGGCCACGAGCCAGCCGAUGACGGCCGUGGCCCCUACCGCCGGCUCAAGUACCUUCCGGCGGCCGUCAUUGUGCGGCCUAUAAGCGGCCACAUCCCCGGCACCGUGCUGCAGGGCCUUGGAGACUACGCCAGCAGGGGUGGUGCCUUCAUCCUGUCACCCCGGGCGUCUUGCAUUGCCGAGGUGGAGAUGCCUGCCGCCGGGUACGGCACCAUCACAAAGCAGAUCCGGCGCCUGAACGUGCCGCUCGGCGACCGCCAGGCGGUCACCGAUUACUUCGUGCAAGGCCGCAGCUUCAAAGACGAGUGCUGGCUGGUGGAUCUCGCUGUCCCACCCAACGGCAUCAAGCGCGCCACCCUGUAUGUGCUGCUGACCCGCUUCAAGAUGCUGGACCACGUCCGUCUGCUCCGGCCGCUCUACACUACACCGCACGAGCGCAAGAGGAUAAUCAAGCAGUUCCUCAGCGCGACUAACCUCGAGCCGGACCUGGCCGCCAACCUGCGCCUGCUGAAGCAGGCAGCGCGCGAGACCGAGCAGCACUAUACAGCCGAGUUCCAGCAUGCGCGACAGCUGGAAGCGUGCUGGACCGGCCCGGUCCAGGCCUAG
Volvox carteri f. nagariensis is the source of this 8484-nucleotide messenger RNA. RefSeq lists its product as uncharacterized. Lineage: Eukaryota; Viridiplantae; Chlorophyta; Chlorophyceae; Chlamydomonadales; Volvocaceae. The transcript is spliced from 13 exons. The record is from RefSeq and is a predicted model, not a curated record. The coding region runs from base 1 to 8484 and encodes 2827 amino acids.